AAAGUAGUAUCACCAAAUCUUAAAAUUUUGUGCGGAGGUGGGAACAAGGAGGGGCCCAUCAAAAAAAAAAGAAGGAAAGCAAACUUAAAUAUUGAUAGCAAACCACACCAUAUUUCUCUAGUUCUUCUUCCUCUUCAGUUCAAGUAUACCUGAAUAUCAAUUGAGAUACUUCAUAAUAGUUCCAAUUGAUCAUGGAAUUCAUAACCCCUGGGAUUUACUCAGGUACAAAUCGGUCAUCAAAAGUCUUACGAGAAAUCAAUAAUAAUAAUCGAAUAUCACUUUCAAUUAAAACCAAAUUUAAUGAAAUCAAUAAACUUACCACACAGUUCUUAACCAAUGAAUUGACGGUAUAUUCCCAACAACCCGUCCAAGCAGAAGAUGUCUCAUUCCAAACCUUACAGAAAUCAUUCCAUGAUUUAUAUUAUUUAUUAAACAUUGAAGAAUUCAAAUUUGAUAAGAUAUCAACUAUAAAUAUCAAGAAAUUACAAUCGAUUUAUGAUAAUUUGAAAGAUAUAAACAUUAAUUUAGACCUUAGUGUGGCAGAUAAUAAUGACGUUUCGAUCAUUAAUGGUACCACUUUACAAUUGAUCAAUUAUUAUAUGAUAUUAACAUCUACGUUAAAUUUAUCCAAUUCCAUCAUUUUAAAUACUCUUCAACUUAAAAAUGAUUAUUUCUAUUGGUUAAGUAUUAAGAAUUCGAAUGUGAAUAAAAUCAUUUAUACGGUCCAAUCAUUGCCGUUUAAGAUAUAUGGAUUUAGUCAAUCAGUGUUUAAUCAUUUAGAGAAAUUAUCCACUAAUAAUUCAUUAACGAUAUUAACAACUCAAGGCACAGAGGAAGAUCAUGAUCUUUAUUUCAAUUGGAUUAGAGUUAAACAAUUCAGUCAUCGAUUAUAUAAAGCCAUUUCGAAAUCAAUCUAUUCUACUUUCAUUAUCAAUAAUCCAACUGUUUCAUUAUUAAAUAUUACAACAAUAAGGACGAAUAGUUUUAAAUAUUAUACCGAUUUAAUUAAAUAUAUCGUGAAGUAUCCGGGAAAUCUUAUCAACAAUGACAUUAAUCAAAAACUUUCCUUCAUAAAGAGUCAAAUCGAUGAUCAGACUGAUAAAAUUGAUCAAUUAAUCAAAACCAAUUUAAAUGAUAAAGAAUCGACUUUACUUACUUUGGAAUCAAUCUUAUCUCCUGGAAUCCCUCCUUCAGAUAAUGAUAUUCAAAGAUUGAACAGUAUCUUAUUAAACAUUAUUGACUUCAAUACCACGAUAAAUCAACAAUCAAACAUUCCAUCUGUAUUAGCAAGAUAUUGGCCGGUGAUAUUAAUUGGAUUACUUUAUGGACCUUCGCAAUCAUUUAAAUUAUAUUCAAAUCGAUAUGAAAUUUUAAAUUGGAUAAAGUUUAAUAUUUAUGAUACCACGAUUGGAUUCUUUAAAAAUUGGGUUAUAAAACCGGUAAAUGAAGUAUUAGAUACUUUAAGAUCAGAUGAUUCCUUAUCGAUCACCACCAAAGAAUCGUUAAAAUCAGAUUUAGAUUCAUUAGAACGAAUGAUGCUUGAAUUCGUCCAAGACAAUGCCACAACUUCCACUACUGAUAUAAACCCGGCUGAUAUUCAUAAUGCGAUCCAAAAUGGAGAUUUAACCCUUGUGAUGAAUCAAUAUGAAUCUCAAAUUCGAACUCCCAUAAAAUCACUCGUGAAAGGGAAUUUAAUCCGAUCAAUUUUAAUUCAAAUCCAAAAGACAAAAGUCGAUGGAGGAUAUGCUAUAAAUGGUAUUGAUAAGAUUUUAAAAUCGCAACAAUUAGUAUUUGGAUUCGUAUCAUUAAGUCCAUCAUUGAUAAUCUUAUAUCAAUUAUAUACCUACCUCACUAGUUCCAAACCGAUCUUUAUCAAUGGUAAACAAGUCAAUGUGAUCUGUCUUAAAUCGUUGAAUAAUAUUGAGAAUUUAUUAAUCUUAUUAAACCAACACCAUCAGGAUGAUGAAGAGUCGGCUAAUAAUUAUGAAGGACAAUUAUUGAUUGAAAUUAUAAAUUUAAUUGUCAUUGCCGAUUAUAUAAUUCCUAAACCAUUGAAAUCGGAUUGGAUUAAAGAUUUGAAUGAAUUAAAUAAUAAUGAAUUUGAUAUUGAUAUUAAAUUGAAAUUAAUCGGAAAGAUUUGGAACGUUUAUGGAGCUUACUUUAGAAGUUAGUUUACUCAAUACAUAUAUAUUCUACAAUAAUAACAUGCUAUUUC
Scheffersomyces coipomensis is the source of this 2215-nucleotide messenger RNA. RefSeq lists its product as uncharacterized. Lineage: Eukaryota; Fungi; Ascomycota; Pichiomycetes; Serinales; Debaryomycetaceae. Gene Ontology annotation, cellular component: mitochondrial outer membrane. The transcript has a single exon. Bases 192 to 2171 code for a protein of 659 amino acids. The record is from RefSeq and is a predicted model, not a curated record.